AUGCGCGCAAUCCAGGUCAGGGAAUAUGUCCAGGGGCCGCUAGAUCUGACAGUGUCAACUUUGCCUACGCCUUCUCCGAGUGCGGAUAAGUACCUGAUUAGAAUCCGUGCAGCAGGUACCAACUUUUUCGACCUACUCCAGAUUCAAGGCAAAUACCAGCACCAACCACCUCUUCCAUGGAUCUCAGGCAUGGAAUUUGCCGGGGUCGUCCUGAGCACUCCUACAGCCAGCAAGAACCCUCGAUUUGCGGUUGGGGAUCGCGUGUUUGGAGCCACCCAAGGCGCAUAUGCCACGCAUGUCUUAUCUGCUGAGGCUUCACUCUUUCCACUUCCACAGGGCUGGAGUUUCGAGGACGCUGCGGGACUGUUUGUUACCGCACCGACCUCAUACGGCGGGCUGGUCCACAGAGCCAACGUGCAGAAGGGAGAUUGGGUCCUUGUACACGCCGCUGCAGGCGGAGUAGGUCUAGCAGCCGUCCAAAUUGCCAAGGCCAAGGGAGCUACGGUCAUUGCUACGGCAGGUACAGAUAGGAAGAGGCAGGUGGCACGGGAUUUUGGAGCCGAUUAUACGAUUGACUACAGGGACACAAAGUGGCCAGAGGCAGUGAAGAAGCUGUGUGCCGAGAAUAGGAGCGGUAACGGAAAGGCGGGCGUGGAUAUCGUGUACGACCCCGUCGGCAUGAUCGAACAGAGUCUGAAAUGUGUAGCAUGGAACGCUCGACUGCUGGUUAUUGGGUUUGCGGCGGGGAAGAUCGAAAAAGUAGCGCUCAACAGAGUGUUAUUGAAAAACGUGAGCCUCGUGGGUCUUCACUGGGGGCAGUAUGCUACCUUUGAGAAGGAGACGAUGGUAUCCGUCUGGAGCGGUAUAUUCGACUUGAUCAGGAGUGGCAAGUUCAAGGGCACUAGCUUCACCGAUGAGACGUUUGUGGGCUUGGAGUCCGUCCCCAAGGCGCUGCGGGCUCUUGGGGGACGGGAAACUUGGGGUAAGGUCGUCGUGCAGAUUCCCGAUGACGAAGGUGGUACGAGCCAAUCCAGCAAACUCUGA
Messenger RNA from Microsporum canis CBS 113480, 1044 nucleotides. RefSeq names its product quinone oxidoreductase. Gene Ontology annotation, cellular component: mitochondrion. The record is from RefSeq and is a predicted model, not a curated record. The coding region runs from base 1 to 1044 and encodes 347 amino acids. The transcript is spliced from 2 exons. Gene Ontology annotation, molecular function: zinc ion binding; oxidoreductase activity. Lineage: Eukaryota; Fungi; Ascomycota; Eurotiomycetes; Onygenales; Arthrodermataceae.